AUGGCAAUCCUCAGCAAAUUGGCCCCAGUUCUGGACAUCGAGGGGCGAGUGUCAAAGGUUAGCGUCAUCCGUUGCGUGACUCCAGACGAUUCCUGUGAACAGAUCCACGUCAACGUGCGAAGCGCCGUCUCGGUCAGCCAUUUGAAGCUGCGUGUACCGCUUUGUCGCACCCCGGAGAUCACCAAUCUCAACGGCAAGGUCGUCCGCGUCCGCGUCCACCUCUACCGUCACAAGGAUCCAAACGCACUGUACGCUCCGGACAUGUUCCCCGGCAAACCAUUUUCGACGAUACGAUACGGCUGCUUGGACGAAUGCCGGAAUGCCCGGCAUAACGCCGGGGAAAAUGCGGAUGGCUCACUCUACACGAUUCGGGAGUGGCUGGACUACCUCACCGUAAUCGAAGAAGUUUAUGGAAUUCCACGCCAGUACUAUCGACCGUCAGACCCCGACUUCAUCAUUACCCUACGAAGCAAGGUAGACUUGUGCGAAGGGGAGGAGCCGAACACCCUCAAAAGUGUGCACCUCGUCACCAAUGCGCUCACUGGCGAGUUCAUGGAGCUGAUCAUCUACCAACACCUCCGAUGUCAGACUGAAGAGAUGAAAUUGGAGAUGGGAAAGUACUAUCAACUCUACUACGUGGGAGCCCGCAACUCCAACCCUGUUCGCCUCUUUGCCUCGACCAACACGGAAAUCUACGAGUCCGGACGGGUGCAUAAUCUCAAG
Mesorhabditis spiculigera is the source of this 723-nucleotide messenger RNA. NCBI's taxonomy places the organism in Eukaryota, Metazoa, Nematoda, Chromadorea, Rhabditida, Rhabditidae. The record is from the annotation of a GenBank genome assembly.